UUUUGGCAUGUGAUGGAAAUGGUAACAUCCAAAUUCACCUAAAGGCCUAAAAUACUUAAUUGUGUUUACAUUUCUCUUCCAUUCUCCUUCCUAAUUAGUGAUUUUUUCUUUGUCUUAACUGUGUAACAAUUGAUAAUCAAAUUGUUCUCAUCAUCGGUUGACCAUUAAAUCCAAAUAAUUCCAAGAAAUCUGUUAACAAUUCUAAUUGUUUUCCGAUUUCUCUUGAAUUCCUUUUUUCUUAUUACUGUUUCUCUUUUUUUCUCUUUCUCUUUUCUCUCUCUUUCUCUGUGUUUCCUUUCAUUUUUUUUUCUUAUUUCCUUUCUCUUCCUUUGUUUUUCUCUUCGCCAUCAUCUUCAUAAUUAUCAUCAUCUCCACUUUUGGAACCAUUGAUUUUAUAUUAAUCUUCCAUUUCUAAUUGGAUGCUGAUGAAAUUGAAAGAAAAAGCCGCAUUACCAAAGUGCAAAUAGACUCUCAAUUCUAAACAAGCUUCAAAUUUUUCUCCAUUGUGAUUCUCAGAUUCAUUUCAAUUCUCAGUUACCCUUGUAUCUUUUUGGUGAUAAUUUGGACAUCACCAUGAAUUGACAUUUGAUUGAAAUCGUUUUUGAAAAAGUUAAAAAUCGCCCGAUUGGCUUGAUAUCACAAUUAUUUAUCUAACCUUUAAUCGGUUCUCAAUCACAACAUCAUCUUCUGACUCUGGUAUCCAAAGGAAAGAACUAGUACUUAUUAGUCAUCCGAAGCCUUUAUUCUUUAUUCCAUCUUCCAUUGUUAUUAAUUAAUCUCCACAAUUAUAUGAAUCGUCUUAUCAAUCGUUUCAAUGUUUUCUUAAGAAACAAAAAACAACAUUCUUGCCCUGUUGUUUUGUUAACUUUACCAAAUUAACUGAAACCUUCUCGAAAGAAACUAUAUUUCAAACGGAUUGGUUGUUUGUUCUGUUUUUUAUUGGAGCCAAAUAGUUAUGUCUAAAUUGAAUUCUUUAUCUAUUUAUUUGUGGAACAAGUUAACGUAGUUUAUAGAUAAAGAAAAGUGCUUUUAAAUCAUGGCCCAAGCUCAACUUAAUCAAAGAAGAUCACGACCCAUUCCAUCUUCCAUUAGGAAUAGAAAUUUGAAAAAUGAUAAAACCAUUUUACCCAAUUUGGAGUCCAUACAACCUUACACACCCUCUCUCAAUGUACCAGAAUUUGAUCAUGAAGGACGACAGGUAAAAAGGUAUCCAUGUGAUGCUUGUGGUGAUUGUUUUCUAUUCAAAGCAUCUCUAAAUCAACACAUAAAUCGACAUUCGGUAAAAUUAACGUGCUUUUUGAAUGACUCAGGAUCCAAGAAGUUAAAUUUUUACAACAAAUGUGCCCAAUAUCAUUAUUUCAAAAGCCAUAACACAGUUUGUAAGAGCACCUUGUUAUCUCCUUUGUUGACCGACGAGAAGGAAACAUUUAUUGAUAAUGUGUCAUCUUAUCAUGAGAAAGAGGAAACUGGCAAGGAAUUGAAUCGCUCUAAAAGUCCAAAGGUAGUCAUCAAGAUAAAGAAGAAGACAUCUGAAAAUCCGUCCAAUACAAAUUCGAUCUCUUCGAAAAACAAUUCUACCACCACAACAACAACAACCAAAUGUAACAUCAAACACACCGUAGGCUCGGAAAAUUGCUCCAACUCCAAACUCAAGAACAAAAUAAUCUCCGACAAUGAAACAAGUUCAGAGGCAAACGAAAAGAAAGAGUCAAAAUGCCUUGAAUGCGACAAAAUUUUCUCACAUUUAACAUCUCAAAAGGAACAUUUUAACUCAUUAGACAAUGACCAUGGUCCAUUCCAGUGUACAACGUGUCCCAUUUGGUGUCCAAAUUUAUGUUCCCUUAAAGCUCAUAAAAGGUUUCACACAAUGGAUUCUCCCUUUGUUUGUCCAGAAUGUGGUUAUCAAAGUGAGAAAUUUAAAAAGAUGAUGACUCAUUGUAUCAUAAAAUGUCAACAUCUCCUGCGGCAAUUGUUGUACAUUUGUUCAAAAUGUAAAAUCACCUUUAACACAAUCUCAAGUCUAAUUGAACAUAUAACAUCAAGUCACACGCAACAAUUGAUUCGAUGUGCUACCUGUAAUCAAAAUUUUGACUCAAUCGAUAAAUUUGAGAGACACAAGGUUAAUCAUCCAUCAGAAGAUGGAUAUCGAAGUGACAAUUUCUACCAGUGUCAUAUUUGUUCAAAAGAAUUGUUGUCCAAAAUAUUAUGCUAUUCUCACAUUGAGUCUCACCUUAAAGAGACCAAAGAUAUGUAUAAGUUUGUAUACAUAUGCCCACAGUGUAAAGAAAGACAAUGUGACUCUGGUUCACAGGUAUUGGUACACCUUCAAGCGGCUCACCUUCUUGACCUUACCAAACCCGAUCGAGAGGCAAGUCUAGUUGAGAGUCUAUGUGAUCGUUACAAAAUAAAACUUUCAAAGGUACCAAAAGAGGCCGAGAAAGGAUCUAAUGCCAAAAAAAGUUCUGCAACUUCAUCAUCAUCAACAACAACAACAAAAUCAUCAAUGUCAACCACCUCAUCGACCUCAUUAACUUCCAAUAAUCCUUUAAACGAUUCGAGUCUUAAAGCGACCAAAUUUGCUUGCGAGGUUUGCGGUUUAAUCACCAAUAGUUGGGAUGAUAUGGCCGAUCAUGGAAGCAGUAAACACAUCGACGAAGAGUCUCUAUUUGUUUGUCUAAUUUGUUCUAAUAAGAAAUUUACUCGACGAAAUUCACUUCUUGCUCAUUUGAGAAAAUUUCAUACAACCUCAUUGGCCUGUCCUUCUCAGCGUUGUAUCUCUUUACGUUUUAAAAAUGCGACAGAUAUUUACAAUCACUACCGAAUGAAACAUCGUUUAGAUUGUGGUGACCUUAAAGAACCAAUUAGCAAACAAUCAGACCAUCAAACGGGAAAUGCUAAUAACAACAAUAAUAAUGGUGAUCCAACUCCUGCCAAGCGACCAAAAACCAAUCAGAAUAACAAUAAGCAAAAUAAUCACAAAAAUUCAGUAAACAACAAAACAAACACCGGAUCAUCUUUGGCAAGUAAUUACAACAACAACACGUCAAUUAACAAUUUAUCCUCAUCAUUAUUAUAUUCAGAAGAAAAUGGAUCUUCAGACAUUUUAAAAGAUUCUCUUCUCAAUGGAUCAUCAUAUGUUAAUCAAUGUAUCCAUUGUGGCUUCCAAUCGGAUGGAAUUAAACAAUUACAAGCUCAUUAUACAAUCCACCGAACCCCAAAAUCACCUUACCUUUGUUACGAGUGUGGUACCAGUUUUGUUACCUGUUCACUGUUAGAUCGUCAUUUAAACAAUCUUCAUGGUAUCACUGAUUGUCAAAGUUAUGUUAAAAUUAAUCUACCCGAUCUCUAUCAAGAAAAAGUUGACCCCAAUAAUAUUGAUCUAAUUGGAAUCAUUCAAAAUGAUACACUAAAUGAAUCAAUGUGCCCAGUAUGUUCAAAAAUAUGUUCCGAUUCAGCAGCUCUUAAAUCACACGUUAAAGUCCAUGGGAUGGCUUUCAUUAACUCAAUUCGUAAAAAUUUAAACACAUCGACAACCAAUGAUGUAGCCUAACGAUCAUCAUAACAAUCACAACAUUUAUCUAAAUAAAAAAGAAAAUCAUUCUCUUCCUCUUAUAAAUACCGAACAAUUAAAAACAAUCAACUUCCACCAU
Panonychus citri (citrus red mite) is the source of this 3650-nucleotide messenger RNA. RefSeq names its product zinc finger protein 532-like. Lineage: Eukaryota; Metazoa; Arthropoda; Arachnida; Trombidiformes; Tetranychidae. The coding region runs from base 1037 to 3550 and encodes 837 amino acids. The transcript is spliced from 5 exons. The record is from RefSeq and is a predicted model, not a curated record.